AUGCCAUCACCGAAUCAUCAGGAAGACGCCAGCCCACCGUCCGGCAGCAACGGCGGGAGUGUUGCCGUCGGCAUCGUGCUCGGUAUUCUGGCCGGCAUAUUUGUCGUCCUGAUCCUGUGCUCCAGGUUUUUGUGCAAGCACCGCGGCGCCAGCAGCCCCGAGGACGUGGAGGCCGGAAAACGCAAGAGAGUAGCCUCGCUCCUGAAGCUCGACGGCGUAGCGCCGAGCCGUGCCUACGGAAACGAGCAAGAAAAGGACAAGAAGCCCGAGCCGCCGACGACGUCGCGCUCCUGUUCCUUUGACGACGUGAUAAGCUGCGUCAUCUGCCUCGACAUCCUACAAGGCGAGGACAUGGUCCGCCAGCUGCCGUGCCGCCACUACUUCCACUCCUCGUGCCUGGAUACGUGGUACCUGCGACAGCACAGCACGUGCCCGCUUUGCAAGACGCCCUUUUUCCCCGAGUCGAAGAGCGAGGAACCAAAAGCCGCGGCCUCGGCCGAGUCUUCCCGUCGAGCGGCCAGUUCGCAGUCCCCAUAG
Messenger RNA from Metarhizium album ARSEF 1941, 537 nucleotides. Its product is annotated as Zinc finger, RING/FYVE/PHD-type. The transcript is spliced from 3 exons. Gene Ontology annotation, molecular function: zinc ion binding. Bases 1 to 537 code for a protein of 178 amino acids. NCBI's taxonomy places the organism in Eukaryota, Fungi, Ascomycota, Sordariomycetes, Hypocreales, Clavicipitaceae. The record is from RefSeq and is a predicted model, not a curated record.